Nelumbo nucifera (sacred lotus) is the source of this 1862-nucleotide messenger RNA. RefSeq names its product pentatricopeptide repeat-containing protein At2g15690, mitochondrial-like. NCBI's taxonomy places the organism in Eukaryota, Viridiplantae, Streptophyta, Magnoliopsida, Proteales, Nelumbonaceae. Gene Ontology annotation, molecular function: protein binding; zinc ion binding; RNA binding. Gene Ontology annotation, biological process: RNA modification. The record is from RefSeq and is a predicted model, not a curated record.
GGGUUGAAACGUGUUUUGUUGAUAGGUGAUCCUACAACGAAAGAUAAACCCUCCCCCUUCGAUCUUCCUUCGCAGUAAAACAGUAUCAGGGUUAUUGUUCUAGAGAAUCUUUCUUCUGCAACUUAGGGUUGUUCUUUGCGUCGCGGAAAGGAUGGCAACUUUCAUGAUGAUUCAGCGAACUGGAAAUUCCAUUUUCGCAACAUUUUUAAAGGCACGGGCUCCAUACUCGUAUAAGCUCUUCUCCAACCACAGUCUGAAACUAAAAGGCUUGUUCUCCGCCUCUCGUAAUCUUCCAUUGAGAUCCUUCGGCACCUCCGCCGUCCCAAAUAACUUCCAGAAGCCCCAGCCAUCUGAUCCUAGGGUUUUCCGACACGACGGUGGUGUAGCUCAACGUGGAAACCCCAAUCAGCGGAAUCCUCAGGAUCAGAGUUAUGCCCAACGCGGUAACCCUAACCAGUGGAGCUCUCAGAAUCAGAGUUUUGCUCAGCGUGCUAACCCUAAUCAACGGAACUCUCAAGAUCAGAAUUUUGCUCAACGCGGAACCCCUAACCUUUGGAACCCCCAAGAUCAAAACCAGAAACAAAUCGUUGAAAAUGGCGCUCCUAGUGCACCUCCUGCCAAUGUUGAUUUGAUGAGCCUAUGCAGAGAGGGAAAAAUCAAAGAAGCUGUUGAUUUCAUGACCCAAGGCGUUCGUGCUGAUCUUCCCACCUUCCGUGCACUGUUGAACUCAUGUGCUAACUCAAAGUUACUUGAAGAAGGGAAAAAGGUACAUGAUUAUGUGUUGCGGUCACCCUGUAGGACUGACCUUCAAUUGAUGAAUAAAGUGAUUGAGAUGUACAUAAGUUGUGGUAGUAUGACUGAUGCCUGUAGGGUGUUUGAUCGAAUAUCUGAAAGGAAUAUGGAUACUUGGCAUUUGAUGAUUAAUGGGUAUGCCAUAAAUGGGCAGGGGGAUGAUGGAUUGCAGCUAUUUGAACAGAUGAGGAAGCUAGGGUUGAGACCAGAUGCGCAGACUUUCCUUGCUGUUUUAUCUGCUUGUGCUAGUGCAGAAACUGUAGAAGAAGGUUUUAUACACUUUGAGUCGAUGAAAAAUGAGUAUGGGAUUUCUCCAGGGAUUGAGCAUUAUUUGGGGGUUGUUGAUGUUCUUGGGGCAUCUGGGCAUGUUACUGAAGCUAAGGAGUUCAUUGAGAACAUGCCAGUGGAACCUACAGCAGCAGUUUGGGAGACCUUGAUGAAUUUUGCUAAACUUCAUGGAGAUAUUGAUCUUGAGGACCAUGCAGAGGAAUUGUUGGUUGUUCUUGACUCCUCUAAAGCUGUUGCUAACAAGAUCCCAACCCAACCACCCAAGAAGCGUUCAGCAGUUAACAUGCUUGAGGGGAAGAAUAGAGUGAGCGAGUAUAGAAGUGCAACUCCCUACAAGGGAGAGGAAGUAAAAGGCUUGAAUAUGAAGGAAGCUGGUUACGUGCCGGACACAAGAUAUGUGCUCCAUGACAUUGAUCAGGAGGCCAAAGAGCAGGCGUUGCUUUAUCAUAGUGAGCGGUUGGCCAUCGCUUAUGGUCUAAUUAGCACUCCCGCGAGAACACCUCUUAGGAUCAUCAAGAACCUCCGUGUCUGUGGUGAUUGUCAUAAUGCAAUCAAGAUAAUGUCUAAGAUCGUUGGCAGGGAGCUAAUUGUUAGGGACAACAAGAGGUUUCAUCAUUUCAAGGAUGGCAAAUGUUCUUGUGGGGAUUAUUGGUGAUGCCUGUCAUUGUAUUAAAGUUUAUGUUUUGUUCUAUAUGACCACAUGAGCAUUGGUUAGUGUAUAAAGGUGGAUCAGAAUGUCCAGUUCUUUUUGUGGAAAUUCAUGGUGUUAAUUAUUUGUAGAA